AUGAGGUAUCCUAAUUUGGGCAGCAUUUUUUCCGUGUGCUUUUCGUCGAUCGAAGUAAAAGUUCAGCGAAGACGACAAUUUGCCGCCAGAGUACGGCCCUUUCGAUGAGGACGAGCCGCUGAUUCCAACCGAAGAGCCGACGAAACCAAAGUCUUUGGUCGCCGCCACUCUACUCACGGUUCUCGUCUUCCUGCUUCUUAUUUCCACUGUCGCAUUCGCUUCUCUUUACUUCCACAUGCUCAGAGAGGUUAUUUUCCUCAAACAUGAUCGCCUAAAUCGAAAGUUCUCAGAAGUAUGCCCGGCUACCGAAAUGGCCAAAACCAUCGCUCAGCCCGCUUGGAAAGUAUUCGAAAGCAGCAGUCGCAGCUGACAACGAAUAUUGUUCUGAGAUCGGCAGGUUUCUAGAAGCUGAAGCUUUUGAAAACAGUAGACGACAGAAAUGCACUGCUUCAUGGAGGAAACGCAGUCGACGCUGCGAUCGCCGCCUUGUUCUGCAUAGGAGUGAUGGAUUCGCACUCGGCCGGUCUUGGCGGCGGCCACUUCAUGACUAUCUACAAUGCGUGAGUUUUCGAGUAUCUCUUUAGUUGUUUUAUCGUGAUGAAAAGCUGUCUUACGAUGGUUGAAAAAUGGUUUUUUUUAUUCGAGCCGUCUUUUUACAAAACUAAGAAACUUUGAGGGUUGCUUCCCGGAACUUUUCAUAGUAAAACAAAGAAUGUUUGUGAAUUUUCUCAUAGAACUCCAUGAAGAAAGGCCGUUGUUUCUGUUAAGCCAGCACGGUAUUGACAUUAAAACUAAUUGGUUUGACGCCUUGUUAAUUAUCUCAUUUUGUUAAGCACUACCAAACAAUGCACUGUGAUCGACGCCCGCGAAGUCGCGCCUCUCGCGUCGACCGAAGAGAUGUUCAAGGGGAAGUGGAACGAAAGCCAAAUCGGUUUGCUUGAAGAAUUUUCCUCGGUAAGAACCGAUUUUGAGGCUGGAAAGCAAUCGCUGUACCAGGAGAGCUUCAUGGACUCCGGACAGAGUUCCUACGGUUCGGAAGCGGGAAAGUGACGUGGAAGAGUUUGGUUGAACCGACGAUGGAGCUACUUUCCGAAGGAUUCCCCACGUCGCACGCCCUGGCCAAGGCCCUCUUUCAGAAGGCCGCCGCUAUCGCUAGCGAACCUACCAUGAUGGAUUUCAUCAACCCAAUCACUAAAAAAGUGUACGCGCCAGGAGAGCAGAUCACCACGAGAAAGAAGUUACUGGAGACAUUGCGGAAGCUGGCAGACUCCGCCGAUCCCAUCGCAGAAUUCUACAACGGCUCUUUGACGUCCCAGAUGAUCGCAGAGUUCAAAAAUCACGGUUAGGGAAAGUUAUACGUAUUCUCGAACCAAAAUGUUUACGCCAGGUGGAAUAAUAACAUUGCGCGACAUGCAAGAGUACCGAUCGGUUGUACACGACUCUUCCGAGGUUGUGUAUACACGGCUACGGGAUGGAAGGACUAUCUGCGGUCCGCCGCCGCCUUCCGGAUCUCCCGUCACUCAGGCCAUUCUGAAUGUCAUGGACGGCUACGAGUACGAUCUCAAAUCGUUCAAGGACAUUUCCACGCUUUACCACCAUUUCAUAGAGGCGUCAAAGUUCAGGUAUAUCCCUUCAUUUUCUGAUAACCAAAGACUACUUAGCAAUUUUCCUGACAGGUGGAAAAGUUUCUGAAUGCCUAGUUAGGGUUCAAAAUCCGCUUUGGAAUUUUGGACGGCUUCCAAGACCAAAAAUGAAUGAUUCUUCUUUGGAGUGACUUGGAACUAAACUAGCAGUUUCUUCAAUAUUGUUUUUUUUUUUUAUUUCAUCCUCUACAUAAAUUUCCGUGGUCAAAACGAAAGUGAGAUGCCUAAGAAAUCAGUCCCUUGUCGAGAAAAUCGAUUAUCAUCGUUUAAGCUACGCCGCGAGAAGCUGGCUCGGCGACCCGGAAUUCGUAGGGAACGCUACUCGGAUCGCCCACAACAUCACGAGCGACGCGUGGGCCGAAUGGGUGCGGUCAGUGAAAAAAACCUUCAACGACUCCUUGCCUUUUAGUUCAAAAAUAACAGACAGGACGCACGACGACGCCUACUACGGAGGCUCUUUCGAAGCACCGCCUCAAGACCACGGGACGACCCACAUUUCCGUUGUCGACGCUGACGGGAACGCUGUCUCCGUCACUUCGACCAUCAACCUAUAGUGGGUUGACGGAUCCGGAAAGAUUUCCAAUAGUUUACAGCCUAGGCGCAAUGGUCGCCUCGGAGUCUACUGGUGUCCUUUGGAACAACGAGAUGGACGACUUCAGUACUCCAGGACAUCCAAACUUUUUCGGCUUUCCGCCUUCGCCGGCCAACUUCAUCCGACCUGGCAAGAGACCAAUGAGCAGCCAAAGUCCCCUCGUCAUUUUUGAUUCACAGGGCAAAAAAGUGAGUUUUUAUGAGAACCCUUUUCCCAACAAUUCUCACUAAUACUGACAAAGAUCAAAACGAAAAGUGACUCAGGAAGUGUUGGCCGUGGGCGGCGCCGGCGGAUCGACCAUCAUUUCGGGAGUGGCUGGAGUGGCGCUGCACGCCCUUUGGCUCAAGGCCGACGUGAAGCAGGCGGUAGAUGCUCCACGGAUGCACAACCAGCUGCAGCCCAACUACACCUGGUACGAGCCUGACUUUCCCAAGGUGAGAAGACCUAGAGAAGCGCCGAAAUCGCCUCUGCAGGCGUACAUCCACGAGAUGGAGCAGCGCGGCCACACGAUGGUCGCCGUCAACAACCUGACGGUGGUGACGGCGGUUCGAAGGGCGUCGGACGACCAGGUCUACGCGAACAGCGACUUCAGGAAAGGAGAAGAAAGUGCCCCCGCUGGCUAUUGA
This is a messenger RNA of Caenorhabditis auriculariae, 2861 nucleotides long. The record is from the annotation of a GenBank genome assembly. Lineage: Eukaryota; Metazoa; Nematoda; Chromadorea; Rhabditida; Rhabditidae.